AUAACCCCACCAAAUGGUUGAAAAUUUUUAGCCGUUUUAUAUUUUAAUUUUUUAUCGUAUUGAUAUCAUGUGAAACUUUCUACAUAAUUAUCAUGCUGAUCUUUACCGAGUGGCUACAUAUACCUGAAUAAACUCUCGACGUGAUAUAUUUUUUUCAGUCUGCAAGAGUCUGUGUUUACUAAAAAGAGUGAAGUGAAAAAUGAACGAGCGAAUAUACAUUGUUCAAUAAUGAGAUCUAGACUUGUAUUAUUAAGUAUUGCUUCAUUAUGUAUUAUUUCAGUAUUGUUCAUAAUAUUAAGAGUGGUAGAUGUUAAGGUUUAUAUGCCAAAUAAAAUACAAAUCUCAGACACAGAGAAUGACUUAAACUACCUGGAAGAAGUGCAAAAGGCCAAUUUUGCUCUGCAGGAAGCCUCUAUGAGAAUUAAAGAACUGGAACAAAGGCUAAAUGCUGUGGACAGUCGAGUGCCAAAAACCUAUCCAGAUGUAAAGUUCCUCAACUAUGUUACCCGGAAAAGAAUCCUGAUAACUGGUGGUGCUGGAUUUGUUGGAUCUCACUUAGUGGACUCAUUAAUGCUGCAAGGGCAUGAAGUCAUAGUAGUUGACAACUUUUUCACCGGCAGGAAAAGAAAUGUGGAACAUUGGGUUGGGCACGAAAACUUUGAAUUAAUACAUCAUGAUAUUGUCAAUCCUAUAUUUAUAGAAGUAGAUGAAAUUUAUCACUUAGCUAGUCCAGCCAGUCCACCACAUUACAUGCACAACCCAGUCAAAACAAUUAAAACUAACACCAUGGGCACCAUAAAUAUUCUUGGACUUGCUAGAAGGUGUAAUGCCAAAGUACUGAUUGCGAGCACCUCUGAAGUUUAUGGGGAUCCUGAUAUACAUCCACAACCUGAAACAUAUUGGGGUCAUGUAAAUCCUAUUGGCCCAAGAGCGUGUUACGACGAGGGAAAACGUGUCUCAGAAACCCUUACAUACGCCUACGCCAAACAGGAGAAGAUGGACGUACGCGUAGCCAGGAUAUUCAACACGUUCGGCCCCAGGAUGCACAUGAACGACGGCCGGGUCGUCUCCAAUUUCAUCCUGCAGGCUCUCAAGAAUGAGGACAUCACUGUUUAUGGAAGUGGGAAACAGACCAGAUCUUUCCAAUACGUUACGGAUUUGGUGGACGGCCUGAUUAGUUUGAUGAAUUCAAAUUAUUCGCUGCCUGUUAAUCUGGGGAAUCCCAUAGAACAUACGAUAAAUGAAUUUGCGACGAAAAUCAAAGGACUAGUAGGUGGAAAAAGUAAAAUAGUCCACCUGGACGGUGCCAUAGACGAUCCCCAGAGAAGGAAACCAGACAUAAGCAGGGCGAAACAGUACAUAAACUGGGAACCCCGUUACGACAUAGACCUAGGUUUGAAAAAGACGAUCGAUUAUUUUAGACAAGAGUUGAAGGAAGACACCUACACUCACAGAAGCAAGAACCUCAUCGAAGAUCACCCGAGCUAAUACAUAUUGUUUUUGUUACUUGUUUUUGCUUGUUUACCAAUUUUAUGUGAUUUGUAAAUUUAACAAUUGUUUAUUAAAUAUUUAUUAUUA
Messenger RNA from Aethina tumida (small hive beetle), 1578 nucleotides. Its product is annotated as UDP-glucuronic acid decarboxylase 1. NCBI's taxonomy places the organism in Eukaryota, Metazoa, Arthropoda, Insecta, Coleoptera, Nitidulidae. Bases 229 to 1488 code for a protein of 419 amino acids. The record is from RefSeq and is a predicted model, not a curated record. Gene Ontology annotation, cellular component: cytoplasm. Gene Ontology annotation, molecular function: UDP-glucuronate decarboxylase activity; NAD+ binding. The transcript has 7 exons. Gene Ontology annotation, biological process: D-xylose metabolic process.